Penicillium lagena is the source of this 1491-nucleotide messenger RNA. Its product is annotated as MFS transporter. The record is from RefSeq and is a predicted model, not a curated record. Bases 1 to 1491 code for a protein of 496 amino acids. The transcript is spliced from 2 exons. NCBI's taxonomy places the organism in Eukaryota, Fungi, Ascomycota, Eurotiomycetes, Eurotiales, Aspergillaceae. Gene Ontology annotation, biological process: plasma membrane lactate transport. Gene Ontology annotation, molecular function: secondary active monocarboxylate transmembrane transporter activity. Gene Ontology annotation, cellular component: plasma membrane.
AUGGGUAUCAAACAAAAUAUCCGGCUGUGGGAGAAUCAUGUCGAGUACAUCGACGAACAUGGUGUCGAGGUCGAGGCUAUUGCCCCACGAGUAUGGCCAGAGAACCCAAUUAAAAUCGUGCGGAUGCUGUCUUGGAAGGGCUGGGUUUUCUUCCUCGUUGGCCUGUUCUCCUGGGCUUGUGACGGAUACGACUAUAAUGCGGUCAAUCUGGUUGCCACCAACUUGUCAACAGUCUACAACGUAGAUCUGACAGAUAUCACGCUGUCGGUUACCCUGACGCUCCUCGUUCGACCUAUUGGCGCUAUUAUUUUCGGCAUACUAGCAGACAUGUUCGGCCGAAAGUGGAUAAUGUCAAUCAACCUGUGGAUUCUGGCUGUGUUGCAGGUGGGCACGGCGUACGCAGGUUCGUUUGGCGCUUUUGUCGGAGUCCGGACGAUUUUCGGGUGUUGCAUGGGUGGAAUCUGGGGCAUGGCGGCCGCUCUGUCCCUAGAAAACAUGCCCGUCGAGGCCCGAGGCCUUUUCUCUGGAAUCCUACAAAACGGUUAUGCGAUGGGAUAUGUCCUAGCAGCGAUGGUCAACAUUGUCGGGGUGCCCAAGACGAGUUACAAAGUAAUCUUCUUCGCGGGCGCGGGUUUCACAGCCGUCAUGGCCAUCAUCGUCAUGUGCAUACCCGAGUCCUCCAUCUUUGCCAAGGAAACCAUCGAUACCGACGGAUUCAUCGCGGAAGAGGGUACGUCCAUAGGCAUCAACCCUAAGAAGCGUAUCUCACUAUUCCUCCGUGAUGCCCGCCUGGCUGCGCGCCAGUAUUGGAAAAUGUUCCUAUUUAGCAUCCUCUUCGCGUCGGUGUACAAUUGGGAGACACACGCGUGCCAGGAUAUUUUCCCCUCCUAUCUCAAGGUCCAGAAGGGCUUUACUUCGCGACAGGCUAGUCUAGCUGCCAUCCUUGGUCAGUGCGGUGCCAUCAUUGGUGGGCCAAUGGCUGGUUACUAUUCGCAGUUCUUUGGCCGCCGUCAGACUUCCAUUGCAUGUAUCGUGCUUGCUUGGGUUUUCAUACCUCUAUUCACCUUGCCAAAUGGUUACAGCGCCAUCAUGGCCGGGACAUUCUGCCUGCUUUUCUUUGUUAACGCCUCGUGGGGGAUAAUGCCCAUUCUUCUCAAUGAGUACAGCCCACCUCAGUUUCGCGCGGUGUUCCCCGGAACGGUAUACCAAUUGGGUAACCUCAUCAGCGCCCCAGCCGCUCAGUCGCAGACUGCAGCGGCCAGCGGGUGGAUCCGCGAUGGCAAGCCAAAUUAUAAUCAGGUCAUGACUAUUUUUAUGUGUGUCAUCUUUUUGCUGGCCAUUUUAGUCUGUGCCAUGGGUCCAGAGCGCCGCGGAAGCCACUUCGAGGUCAUCAAGCGCGCUGGUGCAAUGGAGAAUAUCAUGCGGGAAGAGAAAGAACUAGGUCUUCGAGCCGCAGCUGCCGAAACUGUCCAAACUCUCCAAGAUAAAUAA